Molecule: messenger RNA, 1594 nt
Organism: Nematostella vectensis (starlet sea anemone)
Lineage: Eukaryota; Metazoa; Cnidaria; Anthozoa; Actiniaria; Edwardsiidae
Exons: 2
Coding region: 265-1125 (286 amino acids)
Source: RefSeq, a predicted model, not a curated record
CUAGGGGUGAUCUUCAGUUCCUAGCGCUUAUCAUCGACGGGUAGGAAGUGUGAAUCAAAGCAUGUUAUAAGAGGAUACCUCUCUUAUCGGUCUACAAAAGCUCGCUAGAAAUCUCGUCAGCAUUCUAGUAUAAGUUUCAUUUAAUUAUCGACAGCCGAGUUAUUGGCUAUAAAAGAGUCGCCAGAGCCGCUUAAGAUAAAACAGCAACGUGUUAAAGACACGCAUUUAUCGAGCUUCUGAGUUGCGAAGACGCAAGUUGUGAGUAUGAGUAUUCGUACGGUGAUCUCCCUUCUCGUGUUCGUUGGUGGGUUAUGUGUUGCGGUUGGUAGCAUUUGGGAAACUGCCGGAAGAGGAAGAAGUCCUUUUAGCUAUCUUCACCGCAUUCCAAGCAGAAAGGAGACAGCAAUGAAAAUUGCACGAGACUUUCUCGGGUUCGACGCUGAGGCGCAUGCUCUACGCCGAGCCAGGCGAUCGCUGGACGACGAUACCGCAGGCUCUCGUUCGAAAAGGCAAAUGCCGCUGGAUCAAUAUAACGUCGUCUACAUGGUGGACUCCUCGAACUCUGUGCGCAAGCGAGGUUUUAACCGUGAGAAGGUGGCCUUACGUCUGCUGACGGAAAAAGCUCUACCUGGCACUGUAUACAGCACGAUCACAUUCUCAACAGAGGCGGAAAUCAGUUUCAGAUACGCGAACAGAUCACAAGCUAUUGAGAAGCUUAACGACCUGCCUUACAUGGCCGGUAAGACAAAUACACAGCUGGCAUUGAAUCUCGCUGAGAUGAUCUUCUUUAACAACACAUUGGGGCCUCUUAGACCCGGGCGGAGACGGAUUUUGAUUUUCACGGAUGGUCAGUCGAACGUGAAGGAGCAGAUGACACUGUAUCGCGCAUUCCGGCUGAAGAAACGUGGCGUGGAAAUCUACGUUGUGGCAGUGGGGAAGUAUCUUUACGGUAUGCACGAGAUCAUUGGGUUAGCAACGUCGUCAAGUCACCAUCUUUAUCGAGUGCGGAGCAUGAAGGACUUUGUCAAAAUCGUCCAACUCAUUCCGAGAUUUGAAGAGUUCUUGUAUCAUAACAGCGAGGGCAGGGACUUUGAAUACAUUCAUUUCCCAACACCGAAACCAUAGCAAUGGUUUAUGUUGCCAUAACAACGAGGAAAAUUAUGAACAGACAAGAAGUAUUUCCGUUGCUCAAAGACAACUAAAGAAGUUGCAAAAAGACCACCGUCGCUAUAUUAGACUUUGAAGCACGACGUUGUCAUAGUGACGAGUGUAGUCAUGACAACAAGAAAAAAGAUCGACAAAAAUUCAUUCUAUACACAAAUUAGCUACACACGCUAAAGAAAACCUAGACAAAUAGUAACAGUUUUGCGUGUUCCAUUUGAGGACUAGGAUAGCUUGGGUGUGUUUUGCAGUGAAGAAAUAUAAUAUUCUAGAAACAAGUCUUAGAAAAUGCAUCUAGAAAGGAAAACAGUAAAAGGAACAAUGCAUUUUACAUGACCACUGACCGCUGUUUGGGUGUGUUUUGCGCAUGGAAAUUGUAGAAUAAGCGCUACCGCCUAGAAGAAAAAUAAUAUAAUAAAAGAAGAAGAAAAUA